Molecule: messenger RNA, 4955 nt
Organism: Pan troglodytes (chimpanzee)
Lineage: Eukaryota; Metazoa; Chordata; Mammalia; Primates; Hominidae
Gene: DNAAF5
Product: dynein axonemal assembly factor 5
Exons: 14
Coding region: 1500-4136 (878 amino acids)
Biological process (GO): outer dynein arm assembly; inner dynein arm assembly; cilium movement
Cellular component (GO): cytoplasm
Molecular function (GO): dynein intermediate chain binding
Source: RefSeq, a predicted model, not a curated record
AAGAUUCCAUCUCAAAAAAAAAAAAAAGACGUACCGACGAACACCACCAUUUUGCAACACGAAGAUCAACAACAACAAAAAAGGUCAAACUUGAAGUUCUGUCCUAAAAUUACACACAUUUUGCCUUUAGAAAACUCAGUGCAUGGUCACAGAUGAGAAGUGCCUGGCUAACCAGACUUGGGGACUCCUGGUUUGCAGUGAGUGCUGUCAAACUCGCGUUCCAGGCUGGGCUCACAGCAACUCCGACUCCAAGCUGUUUAGGCGCCUCUGUCUCCACUCAAGUCCAUAGUCAAGGUCACUACUGUGAAACACUGUCUUGCUUUUAAUUUCCAAGCUGCCUUGUUAUUUCUUGGGAGUAGGCCAAGCUAACUUUAGGAGGAACUUAUAGUUUAACUUUGAAACAAAGAUGAUAACAGCCCUUUCCUGAAGCCAACCUCCUUCUUGCCUGGGGACCAGAAUGCUUUUGUAAGACUAACACAUGAGCCACAAGAUUAGAAAUUGUGGUUUGAGUCAUGCAGCUAGAGGCCACAAGAUUCCAAACCUCCCCAAUUGCUCCUUAGGAUAACACCACUAUCGUAAACUCUAAGAUUGGUGCUCAAGAUAUUUUUCAGGCUCUGCAUUCUGAUGCACCGGGUGCCACCACCCACACCACUAAUCUGGCUCAACCAGUUCUGUGAUCCCACCCAGGAACAGAAGACAGCAAGAGAAUCAACUUUGACUCCACGGUUUCAUCUCCAACCCGACCAAUAAGCACUGCCCUCUCCCUGGCCCCCUACCUGCCUAAUUAUCCUUAAAUGACCCGUCUCAGGAUUUUCAGAACCUGGUUUGAGCAAUAAAGCUCCAGUGUCCUUUAGCCAGUUUCUGCAUGCAGCCAGUUUCUGCAUGCAUUAAACUCUCUAUUGCAAUUCCCCUGUCUUGAUAAAUUGGCUCUACCUGGGCAGCGAGUAAGGCGAACCUAUUGGGCGGCUACGCCUGAGAUCUAAUCACAGGCUGCACGUGAAGCCCAGACCAGGCACCUGUCUUACACCACAGGGGGAUCCAGUCCACAGAACCAGCGCCCUUCCCUCCUGGAACGGACCAUCCCAAAGCCAGAGGGGCUCUAGGCGGCUCAAACAGGGGCUUCCCGGCUACCCUGGUCCCAGGCGGGACCACCCAGGUUCCUUCUCCAAGCCCUCUAGGCUGCAGGGCAGGCUUCCCUAGAGGCAGGCCCAGGCCUAUAGCCCGGGACCCGCAUCUCGGGCGAGCUGCACCCUCCCGAGACCUUCCCCAUCUGUACAAUGGGGACAGGGCAAGGCCCAGCAGGCCGGCUGGCGGGGGCUCCGGCGACUGUGCGGGACAGCGGGCGAGCACGACGGUACAAGGGCACAGGCCCACGUGCGCACCGGCGGGGAGGAAGCAGCCCGGCGCCCCGCCCCCAGCGCGGACCGGAAGUGCUGCCGUAAUCUGCGCUGAGCGUCGCGAAAGCGCUGUUCCCCUUAGUGACCGGCGACGCGGGCAAGAUGGCGGCGCCGGGGGUGGCGGAGGCCGUGGCGGCCCCACACCCGGCUGAGGGGGCCGAGACGGCUGAGGCGGUGGAGCUGAGCCGCGCCCUGAGCCGCCUGCUGCCGGGGCUGGAGGCCGACAGCAAGCCGGGCCGGCGGCACGCCUUGGAGGCCCUGCGGCGCGCGCUGGAGGAGCCAGGCCCUGCUGCCGACCCCACCGCUUUCCAGGGCCCCUGGUCGCGCCUGCUGCUGCCGCGCUUGCUGCGCUGCCUGAGCGACCCCGCCGAGGGCUGCCGCGCGCUGGCAGUGCACCUGCUGGAUCUGGGCCUGCGCCGCGCCGCGCGGCCCCGCGAUGCCCUGCCGCGCCUGCUGCCCGCGCUCGCCGCGCGCUUGGCCGGCCCCGAGCCCGCGCGCCGCCCGCCCGAGGCCUGUGAGGAGCUGCGCCUGGCGCUUGUGCAGCUGCUGGGCCUGGCCGUGGACCUGUGCGGCGCCGCGCUCGCGCCCCACCUGGACGACGCUCUGCGCGCGCUGCGCUGCUCCCUGCUUGACCCCUUCGCCGCCGUGCGCCGCGAGAGCUGCAGCUGCGCCGCCGCCCUGGCGCAGGCCACGCCCGAGCUCUACUUGGCAGCCUGGACUGUGUACUGUUCCUGCAGCAAGGACCUGGCGUGGGAGAGGAAGGGAGACCACUUCCACAUGCAGUCGGAGUCUCUGAUCGGGCCCCUGAUGCAGACCAUCUCCCACCAGCACUGGAAGGUCCGUGUGGCCGCCAUUGAAGCCACAGGCGCAGCGAUCCAGUUUGGCAACGGGAAGUCCGUGGACGACGUGCUUUCCCAUUUUGCUCAGCGACUGUUUGAUGACGUCCCGCAGGUCCGGCGGGCGGUGGCCUCCGUGGUGGGCGGCUGGCUGCUGUGUCUGCGUGACCGUUACUCCUUCUUCCACAAGCUCAUCCCUCUGCUGCUCAGUAGCCUCAACGACGAGGUGCCUGAGGUCAGGCAGCUGGCUGCCAGCCUCUGGGAGGACGUUGGCCUGCAGUGGCAGAAGGAGAAUGAGGAGGACCUGAAGGACAAGCUGGACUUUGCCCCUCCCACCCCACCCCAUUACCCUCCACAUGAGCGCCGCCCUGUGCUGGGCUGCCGGGAGCUCGUCUUCAGGAACCUCUCCAAGAUCCUCCCUGCCCUGUGCCACGACAUCACCGACUGGGUGGUGGGGACCCGAGUGAAGUCGGCACAGCUGCUCCGAGUGCUGCUGCUGCAUGCCGAGGACCACGCCACGCAGCACCUGGAGGUCGUCCUCCGGACCCUGUUCCAGGCCUGCACCGACGAGGAGGCAGCCGUGGUCCAAAGUUGUACCAGAUCCGCAGAGCUCGUCGGGACGUUUGUCAGCCCUGAGGUGUUUCUGAAGCUGAUCUUAUCGACGCUGAAGAAGACACCCUCCGCCUCCGGCCUCCUGGUGCUGGCCUCCGCCAUGCGGGGUUGCCCCCGAGAAGCCCUCCAGCCGCACCUGGCAGCUGUCGCCACGGAGCUGGCACAGGCCCACAUCUGCCAGGCAUCUGAAAACGACCUCUACCUGGAGCGCCUGCUGCUGUGUGUGCAGGCUCUGGUGUCUGUGUGUCAUGAGGACUGUGGCGUGGCCAGCCUGCAGCUCAUGGACGUGCUGCUGACAAUAGUGGCCCUCGCAGGUGCUACCGGCCUGAGGGACAAGGCACAGGAGACGAUGGACUCACUGGCCAUGGUGGAGGGUGUCAGCGGCUGCCAGGACCUCUACCGCAAGCACAUCGGUCCCCUCCUGGAGCGGGUGACCGCGUCGCACCUCGACUGGACCGCACACUCGCCAGAGCUCCUGCAGUUCAGUGUCAUCGUCGCGCAGUCAGGCCCUGCCCUGGGAGAAGCCCUGCCACACGUCGUGCCCACGCUCAGGGCCUGUCUGCAGCCCUCCCAAGACCCGCAGAUGCGCCUGAAGCUGUUCUCCAUCCUGUCCACCGUGCUGCUCAGAGCUGCGGACACCAUCAACUCCCAGGGGCAGUUUCCCAGCUACCUCGAGACGGUGACAAAGGACAUCCUGGCCCCCAAUCUGCAGUGGCAUGCGGGGAGGACAGCCGCGGCCAUCCGCACGGCUGCCGUGUCCUGCCUCUGGGCGCUCACCAGCAGCGAGGUCCUGUCGGCAGAGCAGAUACGGGACGUGCAGGAAACACUGAUGCCCCAGGUCCUGACCACCCUGGAGGAGGAUUCGAAGAUGACGCGACUGAUCUCGUGCCGUAUUAUCAACACGUUCUUAAAAACCUCGGGCGGCAUGACGGAUCCAGAGAAACUCAUCAAGAUUUAUCCUGAACUCUUAAAACGCCUAGAUGACGUUUCCAACGAUGUGAGGAUGGCAGCCGCCUCCACCUUGGUCACCUGGCUGCAGUGUGUCAAGGGUGCCAACGCAAAAUCCUACUAUCAGAGCAGUGUCCAGUACCUGUACCGAGAGUUGCUGGUUCACCUUGACGAUCCAGAGAGGGCCAUCCAGGAUGCAAUUUUAGAGGUCCUCAAAGAGGGCAGCGGGCUGUUCCCAGAUCUCCUGGUGAGGGAGACGGAAGCCGUCAUCCACAAGCACCGCUCGGCCACCUACUGCGAGCAGCUCCUGCAGCAUGUGCAGGCCGUGCCAGCUACACAGUGACCACGCUGGUUUGAGCCACAGCACACCCUUGUCCCCACCUGAGCCAGAGUUUGUGGCCUUUAAAUCUCAUAAACAAGGCACCUCUGUGCCAGCAGUGAGACUGUGACAGCAAGAAUGUACUCCUCAGGACACCUGCCCGCUCUUUCCUUGGAAUAACAGCCUCUGAGUGGAUUCUGCAUGUUAUGUGAUUUGUUCUGUUCAUCGAGAGGGCUCCCAAACAUCUGCAGCUGAUUUGAAAUUAAAAGUAAGUCGCAGCCGCUCCUCCCGCAGCCACAUCAGCAGCAUCUUAGAUUUUAAACCUCACGUGCGCAGCUGGUUCAUGAACUAUUGGCUGCAUCCUGCUUAGGUGCCCACCAAGAAGGUUUUUACCUGUUUAACAAAAAAGAAAGAAGCCAAAGUGAUUAGAAAGAAAUGAAAUCUCUUUUUGGGUUCUGUCUACUGAAAUUUAAUAUCUCAGUGAACAGACUAAAAGGAAUUUGGAAUCCUAACAACUUGUCAGAUUUCUCCUGUUUUAAAUAUACUGGGACUUUAAAGGUUAUAUGUCCGGUCACCGUAUGUUUUAAGUCGGUAAUGCUAACAGUGUUGAAAACAAUAUUUUAUGAGAUCUAAUUGUGGUUGCCCCUAUAGGUAGCAGGAAAGUAAAGUUGCAUUUCUCUCUCGCACAUUCUACACCCAAGUGCCUAAAAGAUCUCAUUGUAAGUGGGUAGUGUUACCGGAAGCCAUUGUGUUCACACGGGGGAAAUGCUGUGUGUAUUUUUCAACAAAUAUUAAUGUUUAUACUUUCAUGUUUGAAAAUUUAAUUAAAAAUAUUUGUUUUAA